AUGUGUGAGAGCUUAAGUGCUGGAUCAGAUGGAGAAAUAUCAACAAGAAAUAUUGCGCCACCAUGGUGUUCAUCAGGAAGAGUUUACGAAAGGCGAAAACCACGAAAAGUUUCAUCUCGAGAAUUAAAAUCCUCGUAUCCUUUGCGAGAGAACAUUUGGGAAUACCAGAACGAUCGGUCACGUUGCAGAAUAUAUAAGAAAUGCUCUAAAGUCCCUCCUAAGGAAAACGGACGACUGAAAUUAAAACUCUUAAUACUUUUAACAAUAACUGGAUUAUCGAUGAAUCUGAAGCCCGUAGCAGUAGAAGAAGAAUGUUGCUAUCGAAUGAAAUAUUUAACCACGCUAUUAUCAAGAUCGGAAUAUGUUUUAAGAAACACGCUCCGUAUACGAAGGACACUGUUCACAUCACAAAGCUAUGGAGUAACAAACAGGAACGCAAUAGGAAGCUACAUAGCCGGUGCGAGUGUUGUAAAGGGUAGCGACACCGUCGAGUGGGGUAGCCGCGUGGCGCUGUGGGGAGUCGUGCCGCUGUGGCGAGCCGCGCCUCCCCCCGACACAGUACUGGCAUUGAGAAAACCCACGCCAGCUGAUUGUUGGCCUUUUAGUGGUUCGUCUGGUAAUAUUGAGAUACAUCUACCUCGCUUAACGCAAGUGGCCAGUAUUAGUGUGGAACAUAUUCGACCGGACACUGCUCACAGCGCUCCUAAGGACUUUGCCGUAUACGGUAUCCUAGAAAACGGUACUUGGAUAAAAGCAGCAGAUGGAAUAUACCGGUAUAAUAAGCCAGCGAAACAAUACUAUUCAUUAGACAAUAGAAAUGCUCCUUUAAAACGCAUUGUUUUCCGAGUUUUGUCCAACCAUGGCAAUCCCAAAUAUACUUGUGUUUACCGCGUUCAUCUUUACAGCAACGAUUUUAUGAUUUAUAAUUGA
This is a messenger RNA of Colias croceus (clouded yellow), 930 nucleotides long. RefSeq names its product sperm-associated antigen 4 protein-like (gene spag4). Gene Ontology annotation, biological process: nuclear envelope organization. NCBI's taxonomy places the organism in Eukaryota, Metazoa, Arthropoda, Insecta, Lepidoptera, Pieridae. The record is from RefSeq and is a predicted model, not a curated record. Bases 1 to 930 code for a protein of 309 amino acids. Gene Ontology annotation, cellular component: nuclear envelope. The transcript has 7 exons. Gene Ontology annotation, molecular function: protein-membrane adaptor activity.